AUGUGCCAAGGCGUGAUCGUCUGCCAGAAUCCAGAUUGCAGUAUCACCUCUCUCAAGCCAUCAAAGAUCAUACGAUGUCCAGGCUGUGAUCGGGGCCUCAGCAAGUCUACAUGCAGCGCCUCCAGCACGCUCAUUUCAGAUUCGUCAGGCUGGAUCGUCAGAUUUCGACACAGCGGCAUUCACGAGCACGAGCGACCGCCUGCGGCUGCACCCACUGAGCUCUAUACGUUCCGAGCAAGCGACUUUGUUCGCGAAGAGGAGCCCCUCGCUGAAGAACCAUUCCAGCCGCAGAGAAAGCGCAAGGCAACAGAUGCCUCGUGGCCCGUCAACACUUCCGCAAGUCCGUCCAGCGCUUCAUCGUCGUCAAAGUCAUCCAGAGCUUCAGGAUUUCCAAUGUCGUCGAGGUCGUUCCCUGAUGGCUCCCUCUCGCCCGAGUGCAACACGCUGCAUGUACGACCGCAGCGCGAGCGUUCGACGAGUUCGCAGACGACUGCCUCGCAAUCUGCCCGCUACCGCGCCCACAGCCCAUCACCGCUCAUGGACAUUUCGCCGCCUUUCAGCGGCACUGGCGAUCCUUUCGCAUUUGACGCGAUUCCAUACAUCUCAACGCCGACGACCGCUUCGCUUGCAACGCCAGCAAGCACAUUAUUCAGUCCCUUCAACGGAUCGAGUCGCAGUUUCGGCACGCCCUCGACUUCGUUCGAUGCUGCUUGGGCACAGUCGCUCGACAAAACGAGUGCCUCAGCCGCAGCUGCUAGUUCGGAAGCAGAUACUAGCGUGCUGGCACAAUUCCUCGAAUCACUCAGUACAGGCCAAUGUCGUACGCCCGUCAGCGGUGCAGAUUGGCUGCGACCUUUCGAUCAAGCCCUGCCGCGACGACCGGCUAGCGCUCCCCGGCUGGAGUCGCCAAGAGGGGACACCUUUCCGUCGUCCGUGCACCUCGAUAAACGUGACAGCGUGCAAGUCAAAUUCGACAAACAGCACAUCUUGCUGGAAGAGAAGCGCAGAUUGGAAGCGAUGCGCAGGGAGACCAGAGAGUAUCUUAACUCGAUCGACCGUCGACUUGACUGUCUCGAGCGUGAUAUGAUGCAGAUAGAGAUCACAUAGAUUAUUCUGUUGUGCGCGUUACGCUAACUUGUUCUUGCCCUGACUCGCUUUUGUACUGAGAUACCACGCCGUCCUCAUGGC
This is a messenger RNA of Mixia osmundae IAM 14324, 1188 nucleotides long. RefSeq lists its product as uncharacterized. NCBI's taxonomy places the organism in Eukaryota, Fungi, Basidiomycota, Mixiomycetes, Mixiales, Mixiaceae. The record is from RefSeq and is a predicted model, not a curated record. The transcript has 2 exons. The coding region runs from base 1 to 1107 and encodes 368 amino acids.